Messenger RNA from Leopardus geoffroyi (Geoffroy's cat), 3522 nucleotides. It is a transcript of the gene CCDC178, whose product is annotated as coiled-coil domain containing 178. Bases 601 to 3042 code for a protein of 813 amino acids. The record is from RefSeq and is a predicted model, not a curated record. The transcript has 20 exons. NCBI's taxonomy places the organism in Eukaryota, Metazoa, Chordata, Mammalia, Carnivora, Felidae.
GGGAGCUCCAGGGGCCGGAAGAAGUGGUUGGCGCCAUCUACAACGUCCUCCCUAGGAAGGAGGGCCGCGUCGAGUCGCAGGUGGCCGGCAAAUCCCUGUUUAUGCUGAAGGCCCACGGCUCCUCAAGGAGUCCUUUGGCUUCAGCGCCGACCUGAGGUCCCACAGGGCGACCAGGCCUUCCCCCACUGCUUGUUUGGCCACUGGCAGAUCCUGCCCUAGGAGCCCUUGGACCACAGCAGCCGGCCAGCCAGGUCGUGGUGGAGACGCGCAAGCGCAAAGGCCUGCACGGAGGCGUCCCAGCCCUGGACAAUUCCCUGGACAAAUUGUGGGCGGACCUCUCAGCAGCACCCGCGCUCCGUCUUUGAUCUACUGCAGCCCCCAGCGUUCGCGUUCCCCUCCGGGUACCUAUAGACUGUUCCCGAACGGUGAGGCGCCGCCUGACGGCCUUGUGGGGCUCACUCGGUGCCGUCGCUCAGCAUAAGCCCUGACGCCCUUUUUCUUCAGUAUUUCUCUCAAGAUUUCAAAGACAAUGCCACAUCACAAGCUUUGGUUCUAUUUGGUGCCCCUAAGGAAGCCAUUGAGAUUUUUCAUGAAAAUAAAAUGACAAAUACUGAAGGGGUGAAUGAAGGCAUUUACUUUAGUUACCCAUGUCGACGUCAAAGCUGUGCUUUAGUAAACAUCCCAGCACCAUGUGUGAACAAAAUGAUUUCACACAUUGAAAAUGUGGAAUCUAAAAUACAAGAGCAUUUGAAACGGUUUGAAACUUCUCUUGAAGAAUGGAGCAGAACUUCUUCCACAAAAGAGUGGAAGGAAGAUUGGAGUAUUGCUACACCAAUGAAAGAGGUCAAACCAGAAGAAGAAAGAGAUGAAAGGUGUCCAGAAUUAAAGCAGGAAAUGGAAAUAUUGCUAUCAGAGGCCAUUCAUCUCAUUAAAAGUCUAGAAACUGACCGUGCAGAAGCUGAAGAAGCUUUAAAACGACAAAAGUCAAGAAAGAAAAAGAUUCACAUGAAAAUUGAUUCUUGGUCAAUUUGGAGACUUCAAGAAAUCCCACUAGCUGUGCAGAAAGAACAUGAGGCCUAUUUGAGAGAUAUUGUAGAAUUACAAUGGCAUCUUGAAGAUAGAGCUUAUCAGCUAAAACAUUUUGAGGAACAAAAGGUGAAAUUGGAGGAAGCUAAUGCAAAGCUUCAAGCAGACACAGACUACAUGAACGCACGCGGUCCUCUAAUUAACUCAAAGCAGAACCAAGAACUUGAAACUCUGAAAGAAUUUUAUAUAAAAAAAUUUGAGGUAAUGGAAUUAUACAAACAAGUUCAGGAAGAACUUGCAGAAGCUAUAGAAAACUAUAAGAAUGCCAAAUUGAAGGCUAAACAAAUGAAACAAGACAUGGAAAAAGAUAUUCAUAAUGAUGAAGCAAGCCUAGAAGCCUACAAGAGAGAGAUAGAUAAACUUAAUUCUCUACAUAGUCACUACGAUACAGCAAUAGAAGAUGUGAAUGUUAGUAUCGAGGAGAAUGAAGAGGUAGAGACUGAAGUAUUGAGGGAAACAAAGACAUCAAGAAAUGAAUUAUCUGCUUUAUCAAAAAUGCUAGACAAUUUGAAAAAAAAUUAUGAUCAACUAGCCUGGAAGAGAAAAAGUUAUGAAAAGGAAUAUCUGGAAGCAUUCAAUAAUUAUUAUGCAACAAAACAAACAUGGGAUAUUGAGCUUUCUAAUGUUGCAAAAGACCUUUCAGAUAUUUCAGUUGCAUAUACUCAUUCGGCAGAAGAAAACAGAAAGCUUGGAAUUGAUAUUGAAACCAUGGCAGGUCUUAUCAAUGACAGUAUAAGAAAAAAAUCAGAGUUUGAGUCUGAAAUCCAAUCUUUGAUGAAACUAAGGGGAAAAAAUGAUGAAUUUAUUAAGCAACUCUACAGGCAAGCUUAUCACCUUGGUGCUAUUUUCCACCUAACCAAAUUUAAAACAGAGGAAUUAGAGGACAAAAUAGCAGAAGUGAGAAGAAAAUUCAAGGGUAGAGAAGAAUUCUUGAAAAGACUUAUUCGAAGUGAAGUGACUAAUGGAAUGAUGAUUCAGAAAAAAUUGUAUUCCAUUCAAGAAGAACAGAUCCUUGAGAGACAGGAUCUUAUGAAAAAGAAAGCAAUGUACACCCUAGCAUUGGCGGAACUAGAGACACCGCUGCUUGAACUCGAAGAAGAUGCCGCAAAACUCAGAACUGCCCACAAAGAGCAUGCUGACACAUUAAAUGAUAUAAUUGAGAAAAGAGAAAAUGUUAAAAGAAAUGUGGAAAGAACAAAGAAAAAUUUGAGAAAAAAAGGGAAGAAAACUCGUGAUGCAAUAAUAGAAACUGAGGAAAAACGCUCAAUGAUUUUUAAAGAAAUAAAGACCACUAAAAGUAAAACAGUUAUUUAUCAUGCAAAAAUAGAUCAAUUGAAUAAGGACUUAAAAGAAAAAGAGAAGGAAAAGAAUAUUUUGGCUCAGACACUUGAGCAAUUAAAGAACCACUAUAUAACUACAAAAUAUAAAAAGGAAUAUGCACAAGCUGUGUUUGAUCAGCUCGUAAGUGAGAAAAAAACCUGUGAAGAGAGACUCUAUGAAGAAGAACAGAGAUACAGAACACUCAUUACCAUGAGGCAAAAAACUCUGGCAGAUAUUAAAAAAAUACAAGAUGAUUCACUCGAAGAAAAUUUGCGUUUAGCUCAAGAAUAUCAGGAAUUACAGACUACUUUCUUAACAGAAAAGGACAAUUAUUUAAAUCUAUAUGAUAGACAGUUAUCACUUGAUGCUUCAAUUGAAGCUAAGAAACAGCUCUGUCAGCUGCAAAGAAGGAUACACAAGGUGUGGCAGAAUCACUUCAAACUGGUGGUCCUCUGCGGCCAGAUGAGGCUGGCCAAGUUCCAGACAGACUCUCAAGAGAGUAUUCAGAAAAUAUUAGCUGUGCAGGCUUUGCAGAUGCCAUUCAGCUGUUUAAGAGAUACCGUCAACAGUUGCCUUGUGUUGCUUUUGUGUGAAACCUCCUUCAGUGAAAAGGACACUUAUGUUUAUUUUAUUUAACUGUUUGCUUUCCCCUUCCAUUUUGAAAGAGGCCCGUCCUCUUCAGAUUUGGAGAUAACUGUCUUUGAAAAAUAAGCAAUUUGGGAUUAGAAUGUAACAAUGGUUCCAGAUACAUGUGAGAUUUGACUGUUUGUAGAAAUUUUAGUGGAUCACUUGUCUUUAUUUCAAGACUCUGAUCUGUUUAGAAACCCCUAUUAACUAUGUGAAGGCUAUUACUGGAAAAUUAAAUUUUUAAUUCAUAUUUUACUAUUUGAAAUGUCAUAAGAUGCAUAAAAAGUGAGUUCCCAAAGGAAAACAAACACCGCCUUGUUCUAGUAAAAGAAAAAAAAAAGAAGUAUCUAUUCUAUAAAAUAAAAUGCACACACUCUUUAAAACCACAAUUUUCAUAAACUUGCAGCAUAAACAAUGCAUGCUGAACCUAAACACACCAAGCCUUUUUCUAAAUAUUUUAAUUGUGUGUGCAUUUCAUGAUUCUUUUGC